AUGGUUCUUGACCGACUGCAGCAGUUGGCCCAUCAGGUCACUGCGACUGCUGCACCUCCACAUCCUUUUGACCCUUUGACCACGGCCGAGAUUGAAGCAACCGUAUCCAUUAUUCGAAAGGAACAUGGUCCCCUCCACUACAAUGCGAUCACCCUGUACGAGCCACGCAAGGCCGAGAUGAUGGCUUGGUUAGCCAGUCCGGAAGAUGCGCGACGGCCAGUUCGACAGGCCGAUGUGGUGGCCAUUGCUCCCGGCGGAAAACUGUUUGACGGUGUGAUCGACUUGGAAAAUAAGCGGAUCGUGAGCUGGAAUCAUACUCCUGAUGUGCAGCCAUUGAUCACGAUGGAGGAUCUCCAGGAGGUCGAGCAUGUGGUACGCAGAGAUCCAAAGGUCAUUGAACAAUGUGGCAUCAUUGGAAUUCCCAUGGAGGACAUGCACAAGGUGUACUGCGAUCCAUGGACAAUUGGGUAUGACGAGCGAUUCGGCAGUGGAGUCCGUCUCCAACAGGCCUUGAUGUACUACAGGCCACAUCCCGAUGACUCCCAAUAUACGUAUCCUCUUGACUUUUGCCCGAUAUACAAUGCAGAGACGAAGGAGAUUAUUCAUAUUGAUAUUCCCCCUGUCCGUCGGCCCGUCAACAAGGCUCCUCCCAACAACUACCAUCCCGCGGCGAUCGAAAAGGAGGGUGGGUAUCGAAAGGAUAUCAAGCCGAUUCACAUCACUCAGCCGGAGGGUGUUUCUUUUCAAGUCAAGGGCAGGUUCAUUGAAUGGCAAAACUGGAAUAUUCACGUUGGCUUCAACUAUCGCGAGGGAAUCGUCCUGAAUAAUAUCACUUUCAAUGACAAAGGGACCGUUCGACCGAUCUUUUGGCGCCUCUCCCUGGCAGAGAUGGUGGUUCCGUACGGCAAUCCCGAGCACCCUCAUCAGCGAAAACACGCCUUUGAUCUGGGCGAGUAUGGCGGUGGAUAUAUGACCAACAGUCUCUCGCUCGGGUGUGAUUGCAAGGGUGCUAUUUACUACAUGGAUGCUGCAUUUGUCAACCGAGCCGGUGCGGCCACCACGAUCAAAAACGCCAUUUGCAUCCACGAAGAAGAUGCGGGCAUUCUCUUCAAACAUACCGAUUUCCGCGACGACUCCGUCGUCGUGACCCGCGGUCGCAAGCUCAUCGUCUCUCACAUUUUUACCGCCGCCAACUACGAAUACUGCGUGUACUGGAUCUUCCACCAAGACGGUACAGUCCAGUUGGAAAUCAAAUUGACUGGAAUCUUGAACACGUAUGCGAUGAACCCGGGCGAGGAUACUCACGGCUGGGGAACGGAAGUCUACCCCGGUGUCAACGCACACAAUCACCAGCAUCUUUUCUGCCUGCGUGUGGAUCCUAAUAUCGACGGAGUCAAUAAUACCGUUUUCCAAGUCGACGCUGUUCGUGGACCGGGCGAAGUCGGCAGUGCUGAGAAUAAGUACGGUAAUGCUUUUUACGCAAAGAAGACGAAGUUUACAACACCUCGUGAAGCAAUGUCCGACUAUGAUGGCUCCACGAGUCGCACGUGGGAUAUGGCGAAUACCAACAAGCUCAAUCCGCACAGCAAGAAGCCAGUCUCUUAUAAACUGGUCAGUCGGGAUGUUCCUCCUCUCUUGCCUAAAGAGGGCGGUCUUGUCUGGAAGAGAGCUGGCUUUGCACGACAUGCGAUUCACGUCACUAGAUACUCCGACGACGAAAUCCAUCCGGCUGGUCGCCACGUCCCCCAAACCUCCGGCGAACCAUCCCAGGGCCUCCCUGCUUGGAUCGAGUCCGCAGGAUCCAACUGCUCCAUCGAUAACACGGACAUUGUCCUCUGGCACACCUUUGGCUUGACGCACUUCCCUUCGCCGGAAGACUAUCCCAUUAUGCCGGCUGAACCGAUGACACUUUUGCUUCGCCCGCGGAAUUUCUUCGAUCGGAAUCCGGUGCUUGACGUGCCGCCGAGUUAUGCCCGGACACCGAGUCAGGUUGCGGCUGGAUCGGGAACUUGUGGGUGUAAGAAGAAUGAUGAUGGGUCGAGUGUUUUGGUAUGA
Penicillium oxalicum is the source of this 2055-nucleotide messenger RNA. RefSeq names its product peroxisomal copper amine oxidase. The record is from RefSeq and is a predicted model, not a curated record. NCBI's taxonomy places the organism in Eukaryota, Fungi, Ascomycota, Eurotiomycetes, Eurotiales, Aspergillaceae. Gene Ontology annotation, biological process: amine metabolic process. The coding region runs from base 1 to 2055 and encodes 684 amino acids. Gene Ontology annotation, molecular function: primary methylamine oxidase activity; quinone binding; copper ion binding. The transcript is spliced from 3 exons.